Molecule: messenger RNA, 2360 nt
Organism: Porites lobata
Lineage: Eukaryota; Metazoa; Cnidaria; Anthozoa; Scleractinia; Poritidae
Source: the annotation of a GenBank genome assembly
AUGAAGAAAAAAAGCAAGUGGUACUGCAGCACGUGCCAGAGAUCAAAGCCAGCUUGAACUGAGAACAACCAACAUGAAUAAUUAACCUUUAAAGAUAAAAAUGCUAAAAGACUAAAAUUAUUAUAACAUUUUAUUAUUUUGUGCAACAUUAUUAUUAGGAUAAAUAGAUCUCAUUCUUUUUAACGUUUGCUCUUAAUGACUAGCAAAUCACAGUUAAGAAUAAAAAUAUUCUGAUCUUCAGGGUAUAUGUUUUACGUAUUCCUGUUCAGAUUGGAAAUUUCUGGCAAGAGUGUAUGGCCUUAACUCAGCAACUGGAAAGUAUUUCUGCAUAUGGUGCUCCCGUACAAAGGCAAAAAUCUGUGAUUUUUCAAGUAAGUUGUAAGGCCAAACAUACAAUAAUGCUUUAGAACUUUUUUUUGUUUUUUUUUCAUACCUGGUAAAUUGUCAUGCUAAAAUUGUGUUUAAGUUACUUUUAGUACAAGACUGGCCUAUUGAAAGGACUUUAGAACAGUGCGAGAGAAGCUGCUCUGGAAAGACAACUGAUUCAAGAAAAGGAUCAAUUCUCAAGCCACUGCUCUCAAUCCCUUUUGACCAAGUUAUCAUCGAUACUGCAUCUUUUUCUGAGGAUUAUGGGACUACUCUUCCAUCAGGUAAAUAUGCAUUUUAUACAAAAGAAUACAAUGAUUCUCUGUUUAUGUGGUUUAUAUGAACUGCUAGCAUUAAAUGAUUACAUGUAGGUAACUGCUGGUAAUAAUAUUCUUUUUGAAGAAAAAGGAAAAUGAUUAAAAGGUCAAUAGUGCCUUAAAGUGUCCACCUUGCGCUUGUGUUUCAACCUCAGUCAUGUUACUUUUCUUUUCUUGAGUUUGUGAUAAACAAGAAAAGAAAGGAGAUCCUGGAAGCAGAAAUUGACAAGAUUGGUGUUCCUUUCAAAUUUUAUGAAGUUCAGUGUGAUGAUGGACCAUCACAAACCCAAAGGACAAGACUAUAGAUGGUAAUUAUUAUUAUUAAGUUCAUUAUAUAAAAAGUAAAGUACCAAAUGCACAUUUCUUAAGGGUGUUGUUUUCAUUUUAGGAAAGGAUCUUCGAAAUAUACUAGACUUAAGGCCCAUCUUUGAAGGAAUUCCAGCUGAACGAAUGCUGACCUACAAGAAUGUUAAGAAGUUAUGGAAGGUACUGACUGAACACUCUUCUUUUAGCCAUUCUAUUUUUAUAAUACAGCUGUAUAGCAUAUCUCAUCAUCAGGACUGAUAGUAGUCUUUUCCAAUAGGGAUUUAGUGAACUUGUUAAAGCCUUGGUAGCACAACCUGAACAUGAGGACUAUAAGACACCAGAACUAUUCAAAGACUAAGCUAGAAAAUGGGCAAUGUUCUUUACAGUUGUUUUCUUUGAAAUAUACCUCUUACACAUUUUCUUUGUUAGAGUUGACAUUUACGUUAUCACUUUCUCAUAGUAAAGGAAAGUUUCCUAAUGAGAUAUUUUGUGAUUUCAUUUUAGGAUGUGACACCUUACAUACCGUAAUUAUUCGAAUAAGCGCCCAACCUCGAAUUAGUGCCCACCUCGAAUAAGUGCCCAUCCCAAAGGCAGAAAAAGUUAAUAAGCGCCCAUCCUUGAAUAAGCGCCCACUCCCUCCUCCCCCAAAUCAAACUCAAAUAAGCGCUCACCCCCAUUCCAGCCACUUUAAUGAAUAAAUUCUAAUAAGAGACUUCCCCAAGAACAGAGUUUUCUUCAGAGUAUUUUACAGAAACCUUGCUUUGUUACUUCUUCGCGUUUGAUUAUUAGCAUUUAUUGUUUUGUUGCAAAAUAAACAUACUUCACUUGCUGAAAAUGGUGAAAAUUUAAUAAGUGCCCAGCCUCGAAUAAGCGCCCAGGGCGGUCAAUCGAAUAAAUACAGUACAUGGUAAGUUUUCUGUCUUAUUACUCUUAUUACGUAUUAUUUUGCUAAUUAAGCAAGCAAUAGUAAUAGUAACUACAUAUUGGGUGACUUAAACAAGAAAAAUUAAUUUUAGUGGACAUCUUAAAAUGAUACAGUUAUUGAUGCCAUGGUGGACAUUUUAUUUCACAGCACCAGUUUACCAUGUUCCUCAGUUCCUGAAAAAAAGUGGAAGCAUUUCGCUCUUCAACUGCCAACCAGUGGAGAAAAAAAAUCACGAGCAGUUAAGGAUGUUUCACCGUGCAACAAAGAAGGGAGGUCGCAACUCAAGUUACACUACACAAGUCAUGGAAAAAGAGAACUGUAAGAUCUAUGCAAGAGUAAAUAGGCUUUCUAGAACAAAAAGAAGCUAUCAGAAAAAAGAACCGGAUUUAGAUGACUCACCAGGAAGCCUUAACAUGUACAGCCACCAAAAUCAAGAGGAAGGAUAG